This is a messenger RNA of Ciona intestinalis (vase tunicate), 929 nucleotides long. The record is from RefSeq and is a predicted model, not a curated record. Lineage: Eukaryota; Metazoa; Chordata; Ascidiacea; Phlebobranchia; Cionidae.
AAUCCGUGUCACUUUUUAGUGUUAUGGAAACGGCAUUUAGUUGUUAAGAUAUCUGUCGUGGUUUGGGCUAUAUUGUCAUGAAUUGGUUGAAGAGAGCAUGGAUUUUUCUGGUAGCGUAUUCCAGAGGACUCUUAAUGCUGUCUCGUCUUGGUGCAUUAUCAAUUAUACAGCGAAUUCCUGCACUACCUUCUAUAAUCUUCUUCUUUUGGCCCCAAUCGAUAUUGGCUUAUUUUAAAAACGAGAAAAACAUAUUUCAGGUGCAAGCGAUGUUUAAUGUCGCGAAUGGUGUCAUACGUAACGCUGAUCGCAAAGCAAUUACCGGCAAACCAGCUCCCAAUGUAAGAGUUCAUGACCUUGAAGAUACAUCACGUGAAUGUCGUAUCAUGGAUUUCAUGAAAGGCAACAGGCCACUCGUGAUUAACUUUGGUUCAUGCUCGUGACCACCGUUCAUGGAGAAGAUCGAUCAUUUCAAAAAGAUAGUGCGGAAAUAUUCUAAAGAAAAGGUCGAUUUUGUUGUCAUUUAUAUUGCGGAAGCUCAUCCGACUGAUGGCUGGAGUUUCGCUGGUAAUAAAUAUCAAAUACACAGUCACGGUUCGCUGGAGGAUCGUGUGUGUGCUGCCAAAUUGUUUGCUGAACAAACAGCAGUGAGCUGCCCUAUACUGGUUGAUAACAUGGCGAAUGAAACAGCUUUAAAAUACGCAGCUAUACCAGAGAGAUUGUACAUUCUACAGAACGGGAUCGUAAAAUACGACGGUGCUAUUGGCCCCUUCGGUUAUAAUCUUCAAGAAAUGGAAGAAAACCUAAAAAAGUGCUUAAAAGAAGCUUAACUCAUUAUAUAUUACAAUAAUUGUUAGAAACAGCUGAUUUUACAACCUGACCAAAUCAAAUCUAUUCAUACCGUACUGUACAAUAUAAUUUGUGCCCUGCCA